Messenger RNA from Meloidogyne enterolobii, 384 nucleotides. The record is from the annotation of a GenBank genome assembly. NCBI's taxonomy places the organism in Eukaryota, Metazoa, Nematoda, Chromadorea, Rhabditida, Meloidogynidae.
AUGUAUGAUUUAGCGACAUUUCGUAUAACCGACCUUUGUCGUGCCAAAAGAAAAUGUAGGCUUAAGGUAGAACCGGAAGUAUUUGGAGAAAAGGACCCUUGCCCUAAUACAGGAAAAUAUUUACAAAUUGGCUAUAAAUGCACACCAGUCUCUUUCGAGGACCAAAACUUUUGUGAAGGCCAACAGACGAGAUUAGGCUGUGCGCGAGGCCAACGUCUCUCUAUUUAUUCGGCACACUAUGGACGGUCAUCGAACGGACAACAAACUUAUUGUGGAGGGAAAGGACAACAAAAACAAGAAGGAAAUUUUGUUAGGGGGAAUAAAAAUGUUCGACAACUAUCCUCAAACGGUCAGUUUGUUUGUUUAAAUAAAUACAUGUUUUAA